ACACCGCCAAAUAGAAGACGCUCAAAAUAUCAACAAAGCCACAUCAUUGACUGCCUCAGUAAGAUAAAUUGUGACGCUCCAACGCCAGACUUGGUUAAAGGACCUUGGAAAUUGAAGUUGAAAUAAAUAACUGUCAAAAAAGAAGUGCAUUUCUUGGUCUUGUUGGGAACUUGUUGUGACUGCUGUCCAUUUUAUUUUUCUAUAAUUCGCGAAGCACCAAAUGCAGACUUGGUGAGUGAGAGGUCCUUGGAACUUAAAAGUUACGGUACAAAAUUAUCGAAAAGGAACCCUAUUCCUUGGUCUUGUUGGGAACUUGUGAGGGCCAUCGUUCAUUUUAUUUUGCUAUUCUUCAAAAAACAGAUGAAAUGUCCUUCGAAUCCUAAGUAGGAUUGAGUAUUGUACAUAUAAAAUCCUGUGGAAAUGGAAGCUGAAGGCUCGUCAUCACCGCUGCUACUCAAAGAAGAGAAGGAGGAUCUGGAGGAGGGUCCAACUGAAAACGCAGAUGACAACUCUUCGUUUGCAGACCCCUUGUUAGAAUUCAAGGCAGAACCAGAAUUUUUUGACUAUGGUGAUUUUGAUGUGAACCGUUCUUCCCAAUUUACUAUGAAGUGUGAAAAGGACAGCUCUCCAAGCUGUGAUGAUGAGAGCGGAAAGGAAAAGAUCUGUAUUGGAGGAGAAAAUAGACAUUUGGGUAGAAGUAACACAACAGGGAAGCGAUUAACUUGUAUUGAAUGCCAAAGGACAUUUUCAAAAAUUGACAAGCUGAAAUCCCACAUGAGAACUCAUAUGGGAGAGAAACCAUAUACUUGCUCUACAUGUCUAAGAAGUUUUUCUGGUUCAAGUCAUCUCAAACGUCACAUGAGAACUCAUACAGGAGAGAAACCAUAUGCUUGCUCAAUAUGUCAAAGAAGUUUUUCUCUUCAAGGUAAUCUCAAAAUACACAUGGGAACUCAUACAGGAGAGAAACCAUAUACUUGCUGUACAUGUCAAAGAAGUUUUUAUGGUUCAAGUUAUCUCAAACGUCACAUGAGAACUCAUACAGGAGAGAAACCAUAUGCUUGCUCAAUAUGUCAAAGAAGUUUUUCUCUUCAAGGUAUUCUCAAAACACACAUGGGAACUCAUACGGGAGAGAAACCAUAUACUUGCUCUAUAUGUCAAAGAAGUUUUUCUAGGUCAAGUCCUCUCAAACGUCACAUGAGAACUCAUACAGGUGAGAAACCAUAUACUUGCUCUAUAUGUCAAAGAAGUUUUUCUACUUCAAGUUCUCUCAAAAAUCACAUUAGAACUCAUACAGGAGAGAAACCAUAUACUUGCUCUGUAUGUCAAAAAAGUUUUUCUCGUCAAGGUGACCUCAAAAUACACAUGAGAACUCAUACGGGAGAGAAACCGUAUACUUGCUCUACAUGUCAAAGAAGUUUUUAUGGUUCAAAUGCUCUCAAAUAUCACAUGAAAACUCAUACAUGAGAGAAACCAUAUACUUGUCCUAUAUGUCAAAGAAUUUUUUAUGGUUCAAAUGCUCUCAAAUAUCACAAAAACUCAUAGGGGAGAGAAACCAUAUACUUGUCCUAUAUGUCAAAGAAGUUUUUAUGGUUCAAAUACUUUCAAAUAUCACAUGCAAACUCAUAUGGGAGAGAAACCAUAAACUUGUCCUAUGUAUCAAAGUAGUUUUUAUGGUUCAAAUGCUCUCAAAUGUCAUAUGAGAACUCAUACGGGAGAGAAACCAUAUACAUGCUUAGUAUGUCAAAAAGGUUUUUCUGAUUCAAGUGCUGUCAAUUAUCAAAUGAAAACUCAUACAGGAGAGAAACUAUAUACUAUAUAAUUGUUCUAUAUGUCAAAAAAGUUUUUCUCAAUCAAGUGCUCUCAAAUAUCACAUGCAAACUCAUAUGGGAGAGAAACCAUAAACUUGUCCUAUGUAUCAAAGAAGUUUUUAUGGUUCAAAUGCUCUCAAACGUCACAUGAGAACUCAUACGGGAGAGAAACCAUAUACUUGCUCUGUAUGUCAAAAAAGUUUUCCUGAUUCAAGUGCUGUCAAUUAUCACAUGAAAACUCAUACAGUAGAAAAGGGAUUUUGAUGAAGGAAAAAUCUAUUUCUGGGUGAGGACCUGUGUCGCCCGGUGAAAAAUCCCUGUAACUCAUUUUUCAAGUACUGGUGGCCCUCGGUUAGCGUCAGGGGUUCCGUUCCUGGCCGCCGACGCUAAGUGAUUUUCGACGCUAAGCGAUUUUAAAGCCUAAGGCCACCGCACACCUUCUUUCGAAACUAGACCAGUCAAAGGCGCUGUAAUCCCACAAUGGCGCAAUAAGUAAAAUUAUAUUUAUGCAGUAUAGUACUAGAAAAUUUACUAUACAGUAGUACUGUACAGUACAUUAUAGCAUUGUAAAUACUGUAAAGUGAAAACAGCCUAGCUUUAAUCCUUUGGGUGGCUAGAGUAUGUAAAGAUAUAUAAUAGUUUAUACAGUGUACAGGUAGCUGUAGUGUUCAAGUUACGAUCAUUAGUCUUACGAUAGUACGAUUUUAUGAGAGAUCAAAUUACAAUGGCCUAACUUUAUCCAUCUUCUAGUUACAUAAGUUCAAUAACAGCAAAAGAGAAUGAUGAAAGUAUGGUUUUAACGUUAUACUCGUUGCGUGAACGUGUACAGCCAUGAACAACAGAAUGAGA
Macrobrachium nipponense is the source of this 2657-nucleotide messenger RNA. Its product is annotated as gastrula zinc finger protein xLCGF3.1-like. The coding region runs from base 421 to 1464 and encodes 347 amino acids. The record is from RefSeq and is a predicted model, not a curated record. Lineage: Eukaryota; Metazoa; Arthropoda; Malacostraca; Decapoda; Palaemonidae. The transcript is spliced from 4 exons. Gene Ontology annotation, biological process: regulation of transcription by RNA polymerase II. Gene Ontology annotation, molecular function: DNA-binding transcription factor activity; RNA polymerase II cis-regulatory region sequence-specific DNA binding.